Seminavis robusta is the source of this 609-nucleotide messenger RNA. The record is from the annotation of a GenBank genome assembly. NCBI's taxonomy places the organism in Eukaryota, Bacillariophyta, Bacillariophyceae, Naviculales, Naviculaceae.
AUGUCUCUCCAGGGUCAUUCUGCUCCACUUGGAAUCACCUUUUAUGAAUGGAAAGAUCCUGCAGAUCGCCCUGCCGCUUGCUCUCCUGACGUUGCUUUUCCUAAGAGUAUGAAUGGAUAUGCUUUCAUGGCUUACCACGGAUCGUGGAACCGGGACGUCCCAACUGGAUACAAAGUUGUUUACGUGGAAAUGGAUGAGUAUGGCGACCCUAUUGGGGAAUAUCCAUAUGACUUAUUGAAGCAUGAACCUCCUGAUGCCAGAUGGGAUGAUGGUUUCAGGCCGGUUGACGUCAGCUUUGAUGACUGUGGACGACUAUUGAUUUCCAGCGAUGGCUCCAGAGGAGAUGGUUACGCCGGUUCCAAGAUUGUACGAAUGGAGAACACUGCACCGCCCCCGACCGCAACACCAACAAAUUCUGCUAGUCCAAGCAUCAGUCCAAGCAUCAGUCCAAGCCUCAGUCCGUCCGUACAGUUCCCACGCAAGUCGGACCAAGGGGACAACAACAAAAAUCUUGGUUCAAGCUUGAGCGCCUCAGUAUCAGUCAUGCCUCGAUGGUUGAGUACCAUCGUAGGAGUCACGGUCUCGCUGUGGUUGACCUUUGGUGGUUAG